Molecule: messenger RNA, 5426 nt
Organism: Peromyscus eremicus (cactus mouse)
Lineage: Eukaryota; Metazoa; Chordata; Mammalia; Rodentia; Cricetidae
Gene: Zfx
Product: zinc finger protein X-linked
Exons: 8
Coding region: 170-2563 (797 amino acids)
Biological process (GO): regulation of DNA-templated transcription
Cellular component (GO): nucleus
Molecular function (GO): DNA-binding transcription factor activity, RNA polymerase II-specific; RNA polymerase II cis-regulatory region sequence-specific DNA binding; metal ion binding
Source: RefSeq, a predicted model, not a curated record
UAAAACUAAAUGAAAGCCCUAGAUACUAAGGAAAUAAGAUAUUCUAUUAAUUGAUUCUUUUUUCCCUCUACAGGUGUGUAUCACUGUGCUCAGCUAACCUUUUAAGAUGAAUUGGGGAGCAUUCCUUCUUUUUUGAAACAGGAGUUGUGGCUGAUGAGAAUUAAAGGCCAUGGAUGAAGAUGGACUUGAAUUACAACCACAGGCGCCAAACUCAUUUUUUGAUGCAACAGGAGCUGGUGCUACACACAUGGAUGGUGAUCAGAUUGUUGUGGAAGUACAAGAAACGGUUUUUGUGUCCGAUGUUGUGGAUUCAGACAUAACCGUGCAUAACUUUGUUCCUGACGACCCAGACUCAGUUGUGAUUCAAGAUGUUAUUGAGGACGUUGUUAUAGAAGAUGUCCAGUGUCCAGAUAUCAUGGACGAAGCAGAUGUAUCCGAAACAGUCAUCAUCCCAGAGCAAGUGCUGGACUCAGAUGUAACUGAAGAGGUUUCUUUAACACACUGCACAGUUCCAGAUGAUGUCUUAGCUUCUGAAAUUACUUCAGCCUCAAUAGCUAUGCCUGAACAUGUCUUGACAAGUGAAUCUAUACAUGUGUCUGACGUUGCUCACGUUGAACAUGUGGUUCAUGAUGGUGUAGUGGAAGCAGAAAUCGUCACUGAUCCUCUGGCCGCCGAUGUUGUUUCAGAAGAAGUGUUGGUAGCAGACUGUGCCUCUGAAGCAGUCAUAGAUGCCAAUGGGAUCCCCGUGGGCCAGCAAGAUGAUGACAAAAACAACUGUGAGGACUACCUUAUGAUUUCCUUGGAUGAUGCUGGCAAAAUAGAACAUGAUGGUUCAUCUGGACUGACCAUGGACACGGAACCUGAAAUUGAUCCUUGUAAAGUGGAUGGCACUUGCCCUGAAGUCAUCAAGGUGUACAUUUUUAAAGCUGAUCCUGGAGAAGAUGACUUAGGUGGAACUGUAGACAUUGUGGAAAGUGAGCCUGAGAAUGAUCAUGGAGUUGAACUACUUGAUCCAAACAAUAGUAUUCGUGUUCCCAGGGAAAAGAUGGUUUAUAUGGCUGUUAAUGACUCUCAGCAAGAAGAUGAAGAUAUAAAUGUUGCUGAAAUUGCCGACGAAGUUUAUAUGGAAGUGAUUGUUGGGGAGGAUGAUGCUGCAGCCGCAGCCGCAGUGCAUGAACAACAAAUAGAAGACAAUGAAAUGAAAACCUUCAUGCCAAUUGCAUGGGCAGCUGCUUAUGGUAAUAAUUCUGAUGGAAUUGAAAACCGGAAUGGCACUGCAAGUGCCCUCUUGCACAUAGAUGAGUCUGCUGGCCUCGGCAGACUGGCUAAACAAAAACCAAAGAAAAGGAGAAGACCUGAUUCCAGGCAGUACCAAACAGCAAUAAUUAUCGGCCCAGAUGGACAUCCCCUGACUGUCUACCCUUGCAUGAUUUGUGGAAAGAAGUUUAAAUCGAGAGGUUUCUUGAAAAGGCACAUGAAAAACCACCCUGAACACCUUGCCAAGAAGAAGUACCGCUGUACUGACUGUGACUACACUACCAACAAGAAGAUAAGUUUACAUAAUCACCUGGAGAGCCACAAGCUGACCAGCAAGACAGAGAAGGCCAUAGAAUGUGAUGAGUGUGGAAAGCAUUUCUCUCACGCUGGGGCUUUGUUUACUCAUAAAAUGGUGCAUAAAGAAAAAGGAGCCAACAAAAUGCACAAGUGUAAAUUCUGUGAAUACGAAACAGCUGAACAAGGCUUAUUGAAUCGCCACCUUUUGGCAGUCCACAGCAAGAACUUUCCUCACAUUUGUGUAGAGUGUGGCAAAGGUUUCCGCCACCCAUCAGAGCUCAAAAAGCACAUGCGAAUCCAUACUGGGGAGAAGCCCUAUGAAUGCCAGUACUGCGAAUACAGGUCUGCAGACUCCUCUAACUUGAAAACACAUGUAAAGACUAAGCAUAGUAAAGAGAUGCCGUUCAAGUGUGACGUUUGUCUUCUGACUUUCUCAGAUACCAAAGAGGUGCAACAACAUGCUCUUAUCCAUCAAGAGAGCAAAACACACCAGUGUUUGCAUUGCGACCACAAGAGUUCGAACUCAAGUGAUUUGAAGCGACACAUAAUUUCAGUUCACACAAAGGACUAUCCUCAUAAGUGUGACAUGUGUGAUAAAGGCUUUCACAGGCCAUCAGAACUCAAGAAACAUGUGGCUGCCCACAAGGGUAAAAAAAUGCACCAGUGUAGACAUUGUGACUUUAAGAUUGCAGAUCCAUUUGUACUAAGUCGCCAUAUUCUCUCGGUUCAUACAAAGGACCUUCCAUUUAGGUGUAAGAGAUGUAGAAAGGGAUUUCGGCAACAGAGUGAGCUUAAAAAGCAUAUGAAGACGCACAGUGGCCGGAAAGUGUAUCAGUGUGAGUACUGUGAAUAUAGCACUACAGAUGCCUCAGGCUUUAAGCGGCACGUUAUCUCCAUUCAUACGAAAGACUAUCCUCACCGCUGUGAGUACUGCAAGAAAGGAUUUCGAAGACCCUCGGAAAAGAACCAGCACAUAAUGCGACAUCAUAAAGAAGUUGGCCUGCCCUAACAGUAAUCUUCACAGAUGCUUGUAGAGAAACUGGCCUGGAAACAGAAAAUUCAUUGAAAAGCCAAUCAGUCUUGUUCACAUACAAUACUGUAUAUUGAUUUAUGCUGUGUACAAAUAGAAUUACUGCUUCUAGUUGACUUUUUUUUUUUUUUUUUACAUUUUGUUCAGUAGUGUGUUCUGAAUUCCAUUCAGUUUGUUUAAUACAUGGGAAAAAGCAGCAACAAGUUAGUUGCUUUUACUAAAGUACUCCCUGAUUCUAUACUGAAGUUUUCUAUCUUAGAAGUUUUAUAUUUAUUUUAAAAUAUUUACCUUGCUUACCUUGAUGGUACUCUUCUAAGACCAUUUAACUCACGGUAACUUUGCAUUGGUAACUGAAAGUAUUCAUGUUGACUUAUUUUUUUUUUCUCACAAAUUUCUCACAAUAAAAUUGUCAGAGACAUUGGAGCAGGAGGUUUUUUACGGUGAGGUCUCAUGAUCAUAACAUGGAAGUUGUUUACUUGUCUUGCUUAGUAUUUGCAGGCCAUAUGACUAUGAAAGUUUCCAUAUGAACUUUCGUGUCCCUGGCAUUGCUGAGUAAAAGAACAGUGGCUGGGUUUGUGUUUACUUUUCUUUUUUUUUUUCUCCUUUUUAGUGGACAAAAUAUACUUUUUUCUUUAGAUUAUUUACCUCUUUUGUCAGUGUAGCAAACUUUUAGAAAACCUUGUUGGGAAUUUUUGCUUGAUCCUUGUUGUAUUUUGAUUAUUCUGUCUGUGCUGCUUUGUCUUGGAAUGGUUGUGUGCUACAAAUGAAAUUUAAUUGAGGACUGCAUUUUGGAAUCUCCUAGGGGUAACUUGUGGCUCAUAGGAUCUUUUGCAACUUUAUAUAUGUAAAUGUACCCUGAAUUAUAUAUAUCUAUCUAUAUAUACACAUAUAUAUGUAACAUGUAUCUGUGUGUAUUGCUUAUUUUACAUACUUAUACACACAACCCCCAGUAGUAGUUGCUUAAAAUCUAUAAUGAAAAGUAUUAAAUUUACAGUAACGUGAAAGAUCCAGGGAUGCAAGAGAGAGCAUUUUGUAAGUCUUGCUCUUCAGAGAGACUACUCAGGUGAAGAAUUAGAAGGAAAAUAAGGACACUAGUAUUUUUAAAGAGUAAAGGUAUUUUCUUUUAAAUAUCUUUGGUAAUUGAAAAAUAAUUGAAAAAAUAGAAGUUAAGAUGUUUAUAGCUACAAUGUUUUCAUACAGUUUCAACUCCAUGCCUUUAUAUUUUUCUGAAAAGCUAAUGGGUAUCCAGACAGGAAUCCCUUAGUUCUCUCUGAGAAGCUGGAGAGAGAGCUCUUGUCUGAUUAAGCGAGAGGGACAGAAAGGGAGCGAUGGCUCCAUGGACCAGAGAACGGGUGCUAAUAAGGACUUAGACUUGGCAAAUUGAGCCUGCUCUCUUAGUUCUUAGUUAACCUGAAAAACUUAACACUCAGUUGUCUUGGAUUGCUUGAUAGAGACGUGGUCCAAGUGUGUGACCAGGCCGAGGCCUCACUUGGAUCCUUACCAAGUCUUUCUUUCACAGUUUUGUUUUUGAGAGCUGGCGGUUUGUAACAUCGGUUUGUAACAUACAGGUCUGAUCACUGAGGACAUUUGUAAAAAGAAGUUGGAUACUAAGAUUUUGUUAAGAUGUCUUUUGGAAAACAGUUUCUAGAGUCCCUGGAAUUGGCCGUUGGCACACGGGUCUGGCACAUCGUGGGGAGACCUAGAAGUUUUCUUCCCACUCGAUAGCUGCCUUGCCGCCUCAUUAUGGUGCUCCAUCCCUUUCGUGCCGUUAGGUUUUUACCUUUCAUCUUUCUCUUAGUCAUCAAUAUUUGUAUUCAAAGUUCUAUUUUUGGGGUUAGAUGUCUUGACUAUUUGGUGUUUGGCAAACCUCUGAAGUGCUAGAUUGAUUUAGUCUAGUUCUAAAUCAAGUUCUUAAGGCUGGUAGGAACUCCAUCCUCAAUGCCAGUCAAAGCCAAGGCAUAGAUUCCCUAGCCUUUCCAUCCAAUAGGGAAUUCUUUUGCCUUUGUAGCCUCCGCAACGUGCUUUAAAAAAUGCAUCACAACUAUGAUUUGAUUUAUUGCCCUGUUAUUCUUGAAAGCUCUGUCUUUUUUUGUGAGAACUUUUAAAAUCUACUUUAUUAUUUUCCCCAGAAGUAAUGUAAAACACCUAACAUUGAAAUUUAUAAAAUUUAAAAAUAAUCUACAAUCAGUACAGAAAAUACAAAUGAUUGGAUCAUUUAACAUAUUUUUUUAAUAAACUGAAAGAUAAGGAACACAACACUUUACACUUUACACACUUUAUAUUUCUCUUUACAUAAUCUGGAACCAUACACAGUUCUUUUCUUUUUAAAGCACAAUAUUGAAGCCUUUAAAAGGUAUUUAAGGGUUUGGUCAAGUGAAUAUAAAAUGUGUUUGUCUGUAUAAAGAGAAAAUGAAGUAGUCACUGAUAUGUACUGACAUUAGUUACAACCUAGUUUUAAUUCUUAAAACAAUUUUGAUUAGCAAAGCUAAAAAAACAAAAAAAGGAUGUUUCAGUUAAAUGUUUUAAAGAGGUACAGAUUUUUACAAGGACAUAAUAUAAGUUAUUGUUCUGUAGAAAUAUCCUAUUAAAUAUUGUAUGUCCCUCCCUCUGUAUACUUUGUAAAAAAAGUAAAAUACAUAAAAAGAAAAUCAUAUAGGGGAUGUGUGACAUUAUUGUAAUUGUGUACUUGAGAAUAACGUGCAAAAAUAAAAAUCAGAAUAUUUUCCUGUUAACGAAUGUUCAGUCUAUUUGAUACCAGUACUAAGUUAAUGCUUUUUCUUAAGAAAGAAAAUGUACAGUUUUUGUAAACCUAAUAAACAUCAAAAGCAGUGGAUUAUUUUCA